AUGUGUGAACAGCCUGAUUGUCAGAAGCGGUUCAGCGAUAGUAGUUCCUUGGCUCGACAUCGGCGUAUUCAUACUGGAAAGAGGCCCUACAAGUGUCUGGUGUUGUUUUGUAACAAGAGGAAGACAACACUCAUCAAGCACCACCGCAAAGAACACCAAACUGUGAAGAACGAGCCCCAAGAGUACUCCCCCAUCUAUGCCAGCUCCCUCCCUGACCACCCACACCCACCGACCAUCUCCACUGGUGUUGCGGAUGAUAGUGCUACCGCUGCUUUCUAUGGCAUGGUCCAUACGGCGUCGUCGGCAUCAUCUUCCGGUUCUGCAUCUUCGGGAUCUCCUACCUCGCCACUAGCGUCACCCUUGGAUUAUUAUAACCAGCAACAGCAGUUGUAUGGGCGCAGCGGGGCAGCACAACACCCGCAGCCGCCCAUCUCUCCGACGACCUCGCCCCUCUCACCAUCCUACGCCUCUCAUGGACACCAUACCAAUCCCUGUACGGCACAGACGCCACAAUUUGUGCAUCACCCUUCUGCACAACAGGAACAACAAUCGCACCCACAGCAGAUGCACCUCGAUAUGGGACCUCACUCCGUCUAUCAAUACAACAACUCUGGCGACAACAACGUACUGUCGUCACCGCUGCGGACUCCCUCGCACGAAGGAUCGCCCACUUCUCCAACCUCUCCAUUGUCGCCCUUGACCCCACUCGGACAUAUGGGCCCUGGUCCUGGUCCUAUCUCUGCAAACGUCGUCGCCGCGGCUGACAGUCUUGCGGCCCUGGGUACCCUCGCAAUGGAUCACCUCCAACACCAGCAACCUUUCUCUUCUGCCUUGCGCUCACCACCUUCUGCACCGUACCAACAAUAUCCGUCCCACCAGCAGCAGCAGGACUACCAGGACUACCCCGCCUCGCGCCACGGACCCCCAUCCUCGUAUGCCCAUGCACAACACCAACAGCAGCAGCAUUACUACCACCAACAACAGAACCCCAGCAUGGGUGGUGGGUGUGCACCAAACGCAGGUGGAUACCAAGGGUUCUCUGACCCGUCCUCGGACCAGUCCAUGAACGGUGUCGAGUACGCCCGUGUCGCUUCGAACGGUUUCUCAGCCCAAGGCAUUUACCAAGCCUACUACUAG
Linnemannia hyalina is the source of this 1137-nucleotide messenger RNA. The record is from the annotation of a GenBank genome assembly. NCBI's taxonomy places the organism in Eukaryota, Fungi, Mortierellomycota, Mortierellomycetes, Mortierellales, Mortierellaceae.